AACGGUUAUCCCCUUCCUGUUGUUUUGCUCUCGGCAGUACUAUCACAGUACAGUAUGGUUUAGAAACUCUGUUGUACUAUCAUAGAUAGAACAUAUCUUUGUUACUAUCCUCCGACACCCAUUAUAGUUCGCACAAAGGUUGGUGUACCCUUUCAAGUAAGCAAGUCAACAGUCGGAGACGCAUACUUACUGUAUGUAGCCUGAUCUUUGCAGACGCUGCGUGUACAAUUGCUACAACUACCUAAUUUUACAGACUAGACAACCCGCACAGCCAACCUGCACUGUAUCUGCGAGCUGUUGGCUAGAGAGUACAUGCCAAGACCAGAACCAAUUGAAACUGAAAGUCAGCAUCCUCUCAAUUGCAAAAGCUAUCAUAACACACAUCAUGGAGCUGCCUCACACCAUGGAAACAGAGGAGCUGAUGACCUACCUCCAGAUCCAGCUCUACCACCCCCAGCAGGCCUCUAAGGCUCUUUACCGCCUGCUGCCCCUGGACGCCAGGCACAAGCACCCAGCCGAGGACCCCCUGAGGCUGGGCCGGGACGCCCACGGAUGCACCUUUGCCCUGGCUGACCCACGGGUCUCCCGCAAGCAGCUGGCCUUGCAGGCCUACCUCACCGCCAACAGCCCUGACAUGCUGUUCUCUGUGCAGAACCUGAGCCAGAAGGGACACGUGACGGUCAACGGGUCAGAGUUGGGGUACCUGGAGAGGGCAGAGCUGCCGAAUAAGGCCCUGGUCCGGUUCGGGGAGUAUGAGCUGCUGAUACGUCGUGAGAAUGGAGAGGCAAAGGGGAGCUUCGAGGUGGAGUUUGGGGUGCUGGCAGUGCCUCCUUCCAGAGAGGUGGGCGUGCCAAGUAUUGUUCCCGUCAUGGAUACAGGCUCAGACCAUUCAAACAAUGGCAUCCCACCACUCAUGAGCCAUGGGCCGAUAGAGAUGGAUGAGACAAUCAUGUACCAAUCAUGCAGUAUGUUUCUCUCAUAGACAAUGAUUUUCUCUUUACCUAGUAGCAGUUGUCUUUAAACAAUAUUGAUGUUAAACAUUGUAUAUUCUCUCGUGGACAGGAAGUGACAAACCUUAACAAUAAUUUUACUUCUGGGUAACCGAGAUUAAACAUUCUGUAAACUUAAUCAUACUGUUGACUGAAUGUAGGGCCAAGCCAUUGGGACCUCAAGUGUAGUUUUUCUUAUCACUCUGCAAGUGUUACUAAGACUGUUACGUUAUUAUAUCAAAUGUGAAACUAAAGCUUCUGAAUAUUGACCUUUUUCAUGUAGUUCAAGUAUCAGUGUUAAAUGAAAGAUGGGGAAGGAUCAUAUGGUUUUGUAACUGUUUUGUAAAUGUUGACUAUAAUAAUAAAACUGUUUUUAUUUGA
This is a messenger RNA of Oncorhynchus kisutch (coho salmon), 1370 nucleotides long. RefSeq names its product TRAF-interacting protein with FHA domain-containing protein A. Gene Ontology annotation, biological process: positive regulation of canonical NF-kappaB signal transduction. Lineage: Eukaryota; Metazoa; Chordata; Actinopteri; Salmoniformes; Salmonidae. The transcript has 3 exons. The record is from RefSeq and is a predicted model, not a curated record. Gene Ontology annotation, molecular function: protein binding. The coding region runs from base 386 to 982 and encodes 198 amino acids.